Molecule: messenger RNA, 885 nt
Organism: Talaromyces atroroseus
Lineage: Eukaryota; Fungi; Ascomycota; Eurotiomycetes; Eurotiales; Trichocomaceae
Exons: 3
Coding region: 1-885 (294 amino acids)
Biological process (GO): nuclear polyadenylation-dependent mRNA catabolic process; exonucleolytic trimming to generate mature 3'-end of 5.8S rRNA from tricistronic rRNA transcript (SSU-rRNA, 5.8S rRNA, LSU-rRNA); U1 snRNA 3'-end processing
Cellular component (GO): cytoplasmic exosome (RNase complex); nuclear exosome (RNase complex)
Source: RefSeq, a predicted model, not a curated record
AUGUCUAAGGAAACACCACUGUCAGUCGCAGAGCGGGAAUUCAUCCUCGAAGCCCUCCUCCAGAAUAUCCGUCUCGAUGGUCGCGAUGUUGAUACCUUUCGCCCUCUCUCCGUGACUUUCGGUGAAGAGUACGGACAUGUCAGAGUUAAGCUUGGACAGACAAGUUUGGUUGUGCGCAUCUCUGCCGAAGUAACGAAACCCCGCGAUGACCGCCAAUCUGAUGGCACCUUUUCAAUUGCAAUGGAGCUUACAUCUAUGGGAUCCCCCGCUUGGGAAAAUCUUCGGCAAAACGAAUUCGAGACUUACGUAUCGCGAGUGCUUGACCGUGUAAUCCGGCACUCGAAUGCCUUAGAUACGGAAUCUCUAUGUAUUUUAAAGGGCAAAAGUGCCUGGAAUAUACGAGCAGAUGUGCAUGUGAUCGACUUUGAUGGCAAUCUCAUUGACACGGCAUGCAUUGGCAUUAUGGCAGGCCUGCAACAUUUUCGACGUCCCGACAUUGAGGUCAAAGAAGGCCAGGUUACAGUUUUCGGCGUCGAUGAACGAGUCCCGGUACCUUUGAAUAUCACCCACAGGCCAUUGUCGAUCACGUUCCAGUCUUUUCAUGAGGGGAAGGUCCUCGUCCUGGAUGCCACCCGCAAAGAGGAACAGGCUUCGGAAGGAGACCUGAUCAUUGCCCUGAACAACUCGGGCGAGACAUGCGCAGUAUACAAAUCCGCCGGUAGUCCUGUCAGCGCAAUUGAGGUUGUGAAAAAGACGCAUUUCGCACUACGGAAAGUGCAAGAAAUCAACGGGAUCAUAAAUAAGGCGCUCGAAUCCGACCUGGCUCGGCGCGCAAAAGUGAAUCGUGCGGCAGAAGCCAACGCAGAAAAUGACCGUGAAGGAUAA